Knipowitschia caucasica is the source of this 3633-nucleotide messenger RNA. The record is from the annotation of a GenBank genome assembly. Lineage: Eukaryota; Metazoa; Chordata; Actinopteri; Gobiiformes; Gobiidae.
AUGUUUAUGGGUGGGUGUUGGGGUAUUUGGGGUGGGGUGGUUGGGGUGGGUGUGGGGGUUUGUGUUGUGGUGGGUGUUUGGGGGAUGGGUGGUUUGUGUUUGGUUUGUGUGGGUUGUUGUUUUGUGGUGGGGGGUUUUUGUUUUGGGGUUUGUUGUGGGGGGGGUGGUGUGGUUUUGUUUGGUGUUGUUGAUUUGUUGGUGUUGGUGGGGUUUGUUGGGGGUUGUUGUUUUUGUGUGGGGUGGUGGGUGGGUGGUGGGGGGGGUGUUUUGUUUGUGAUGGGUUUGGGGUUGUGGGUGUUGUUUUGUGUGUUUUGUGGUUUUUGGGUUGUUUUUUUGUUGUUGGGUUGGUGGUGGUUUGGGUGGUUGGUGGGGGUUGUGUGUGGGUGGUUAUUUGAUUAUUUUGUGGUUUUUUAUGAGGUUGUUGUGGGUGGGUGUUGUUGUGUGGGGUUUGUUUGUGUUGGUGUUUUUUGUUGUGGGGAGGGGGUGUGGGGUUGUUUGUUUUUUGUGGUGAGGUUGUGGGGGUUGGUUGUUUUUGGUGUUUGGGGUUUUUGGGUAUGUGUGGGUGUUGGUUUUGGGGGGGGGUGUUUGUUGGUUGGUUUGUUGGUUGGGGUGUGGUUGUUUUGUGGGGUGUUUGUGGUGGGUUGUGGUUUUGGUUUUUGUGGGGGUGGGUGUGGGGGGUGGAGGUUGUGUGGUUGUUGGGGGUUUGGGGGUUUGGUUGUUUGGUGUGGGGGUUGGUUGUGGGGGGGUGGGUGUUUUGUUUUUGGGGGUUUUGGGGUGGUUUUUGUUUUUGUUUUGUAUGUUAUGGGUGUUGUGGUGGUGGUAGGUAGGGUGGGUUGUAUGUUGUUUUUGUUUUUUUGUGUUGUGUGUGUUUUGUUGGGGUGUGUUUGUUUUGUUUGGGGGGGUGUUUGGGGGUUAGGUUGGUUUGUUGGGUGUUUGGUGUUUGGGGGUGGGGGUGGGGGUAUGUUGGGUGUGGGGGUUGGGGGGGGGGGUGGUGGGGGGGUUGGGGGGGUGGGGUGGUGGGGGGGUGGGGGUUUGGGGGGUGGGUUUUUGGUGUUUUGUGGGAUGGGGGGGGUGGGUGGGGGGGUUGGGGGGGGGUGGUGUGUAUUGUGGUUUUGUUUGAGGGGUUUUGUUUUGUUGGUUUUUUGGUGUGUUUUGUUUUUUGUGGGUGGUGGUGUUGUGUUUGGGUGUUUGGUGGGGGGUUGUGGUUGGGGGUGUUGUGGUUGUUAUUUGUGUGUGUGGGUUUGGGGGGGGUGGGGUUGUUGUGUGGGGGUUUGGGUGGGGUUGUUGGUGUUAUUUGUGGUGUUUUGUUGGGUGAGGGUUUUUGUUUGUGGGGGGUGGGGGUUUGUGGGGGGGUUGGGGUUUGGGGGGGGGGGGUGGGGUUGGGGGGGGGUGGGGGUGGGGGGGUGUUGGGUUUGGGGGUGGGGUUGGAGUGUGGGUUGGGGGGGGGUGUGGGGUGGGUGGUUGGGUGGGUUGUGGGGGGGGUGGGGGGUGGGUGGGGGUUGGUGUGGGUGUGUGGGUUGGUUGUGGUUUGUUUGUGUGGGUUGGUGGGUUGGGGUUGUUGUGGGUGUUGUGGUGGUGUGGGUUGUUUUGUUAUUUUAUUGUGUUUUGUGUUUGUGUGUUUGUGGGUGUUUGGGGGUGGGGGGUGGUUGUGUGUUUGUGUGGUGGUGGUUUUUGGGGUUUGGUGGUUUGUUUGUGGGUUUUGUGUGGGUUUUGUUUGUUGUGUGGUUGUUUUUGGGGGUUGGGGUGUUUGGGGGGUUGGGGGGGUGGUGGGGGUGUUUAGUUUUUGGUGGGUUGUGGUGGUUUGGGUUGUGGGUUUGUGUGGGGUGGGGGGGGGGUGGGUGUGGUGUGGGGGUGGGGUUGUGGGUGGUGGGGUGGGUUGGGUUUUGUGGGAGUUUGUUGGUGUGUGGGGUGUGGGGGUGUUGGUAUUGUUGGGGGUUUGUUUGGGGUUGUGUGUUGUGUGUGGUGUUUGUGGGGGGUUUGUUUGGUGGUGUGUGGUGGGGGGGUGUUGUUGGGGGGGUGGUUGGGGGUGGGGUGGGGUGGGGGUGUGUUGGGGGGGGUUGGUUGUGUGUUGUUGGUUGGGUGUUGGGGUUUUGGUGGGGUGGUUUUGGUGGGUGUUGUGUGUUUUGUGGGGUGGUGUUUUUGGGGGGUUGUGGGGGUUUUGGGGUUGUGGUUGUGGGGUGUGUGGGGGUGUUUGUGGUUUGGGGGGGGUUGGGGGUGGGUGGUUGGGAGGUUUUUUGUGGGUUUGGUGUUUGUGGGGGGUUGGGUUGGUGGGUGUGUUGGGUGGGUGGGUUUGUGGGGUGUGUUUGUGGGUUUUGUUUGGUUGUUGGGGUUGUGUGGGGGUUGUUUGUUGUGUGGUUGGGGGUUGAGUUUGUUUGGUGUUUUGUGUUGUUUUGGUGGUUUGGGGGUUUGUGGUUUGGGGUUGUAUUAGGAGGUGUUUUGGUGGUGUGGUUUUGGUUGUGGUUGUGUUGGGGUUUUUGGGUGUAUUUGGGAAGUUUUUGGGUGUUGUUGGUGAUGGUGGUUUGGUUGGGGUUUUUGGUGGGGUUGGUUGUUGAGUGUUGUUGUGUGUUUUUUGGGUUGUGGUGUUGUGUUAGGGGGUUUUGUUGGUGUGUUUUUGUGGGUUUGGUUGUGGUGGGUGGUUGGUGGGUUGGUGUUUUGGUUGUUGGUUUUGGGUUUUGGUUUUUUUUAUGUGGGGUGUGGGUUGUUGGGUGGGGUGGGGUUUGGUGUUGGGUGUGGGUGGUAGGUGGUUGUAGUUGUUGGGGGGUGGUGUUGGUUGUGGUUGUUGUUUUGUUUGUUGGUUUGGGGGGUGUUUUGAGGGUUUUUUGUGGUGGGGGUGUGUGGUUUGUUUGUGUUGUUUUGGGUUUGGGUUUUGGGGUGGGUUUUGGGGUUUUUGUUUUAUUGUUGGUUGUUGGUUUUUUGGGGGGGGGUGGUGGGGUGGUGUGGUUGGGGGAUGUGGUUUGUGGGGGUUUUUUGAUUGGGGGGUUGGUUGGUUUUUUUGGUGUGUUGUGGGUUUGUUUGGGUGGUUUGGGAUGGUUUUGUUGGUGUGUGGGUUGUAGGUUUGUUUUGUGUUGUUGGGGGUUUUGGGUUUGUGGAUUUGUGGUUGUGGAUAUGGGUUUUGAGUUUGAUUGGGGGUGUGUGUUUUUUAUGGAGAGUUUUGUUUGGUUUGUGGUUAUAGUAUUGAAGGAGUGGGAUGGUUUUGGGUUUGUGUUUGUUGGUUGGGGGGUGGUUGUUUGUUUUUUUGUGGGGGUGAGUUUUUGUUUUGGGGUUGUGGUUUGGUUUGGGUGGGGGGGGUGGGGUUGUGUUUGGUUGGUGUUUGUGGAUUUGUGUGUGGGUGUUUGUGUUUUUGGUUUUGUGGUGUUGUGGGUUUUGGUGUGUUGGGUUGGUGUUGUGUUUUUGUUGUGGUGUGGUUUGUUGGUGUGUGGGUGUGGUGGUGGUGUUGUGUGGGUGAUGGUGUUGAGGGUGUGUUGGGUGGUGAUUUGGGGUGUGUGGUGGUGGUUGGGGUGUUGUUGUGUGUUGGGGGUUGGGUUUGUGUGUGUGGUUUUGGUUGGUUAUGUAAUUGAUUUUGUGUGUUGGGGUUUGGUUGGGGUUGUUGGGGUUGAUGAUAUUGGUGGUGGGGGGGGGUUUGGUUGGUUGUGA